Nematolebias whitei (Rio pearlfish) is the source of this 903-nucleotide messenger RNA. Its product is annotated as odorant receptor 131-2-like. The coding region runs from base 16 to 903 and encodes 295 amino acids. Gene Ontology annotation, molecular function: G protein-coupled receptor activity. Gene Ontology annotation, cellular component: membrane. The record is from RefSeq and is a predicted model, not a curated record. Lineage: Eukaryota; Metazoa; Chordata; Actinopteri; Cyprinodontiformes; Rivulidae. The transcript is spliced from 4 exons. Gene Ontology annotation, biological process: G protein-coupled receptor signaling pathway.
AAAAACACGGUGGCCAUGUUGGUGUGGCUGCUCCUGAGCAUCAUCAACAGCAGCAUGCUGCACACCUUUCUGCGACACAGUCUGUUCUACGAGAACCCUCGAUACAUCAUGUUUAUCUGCAUGGUGGUGAACGACGCCCUGCAGCUGACCCUGGUGACCGCUCUGUACGUGGUCAGCUACAUCUUCAGGAAGAUCCACGCCUCCGUCUGCUGCUUUCUGGUGAUGACGGCGGUCCUCACCACCCGCUCCACCCCUCUCAUCCUGGCCGGCAUGGCUCUGGAGCGCUUCAUCUCCAUCUGCUUCCCUCUGCACUACGGCCAGGUGUGCACCGUCCGCCGCACCCUCCUCCUCAUCGGUGUCAUCCUCAUCCUCACCGCCACUCCUCCCGUCACAGACCUCCUCAUCACCGUCGUCAAAGAGCCCCCGAGUUUCCUCCAAGCCUCCGUCUUUUGUGACCACAGCCUUCUGUUCCGCCACCCGUCCAUCUACUACAAGAACUGCGUGUUCGACGGCGUCUUCCUGUCCUUCGUGGCCCUGACGCUGCUCUACACCUACUGUAAGAUCAUGCUGGCAGCUCGAGCUGCUUCGACCAGCCUGACGUCAGUGAAGAGAGCCAGGAACACCGUGCUGCUUCACGGGGGGCAGCUGCUGCUGUGCAUGCUGGCCUUCGUGGUUCCCUCCCUGCAGGCGGCUCUGAUCUCCAUCUUCCCCCAGCUGAGCACGGAGAUCCGCUACAUCUUCUUCCUGCUCGUCUACAUCAUCCCUCGUUUCCUGAGCCCGGUUGUCUACGGCUUCCGGGACGAGCUCUUCAGGAAGUACUGGAUCCGGUACCUGUCCUGUCAGAGUCCGAGCAUCAUUCGGAUCAGGCCUGUGGUGCUGAAACCUUCAGCCCAGGAAACGUGA